This is a messenger RNA of Monoraphidium neglectum, 384 nucleotides long. RefSeq lists its product as hypothetical. Lineage: Eukaryota; Viridiplantae; Chlorophyta; Chlorophyceae; Sphaeropleales; Selenastraceae. Bases 1 to 384 code for a protein of 127 amino acids. The transcript is spliced from 4 exons. The record is from RefSeq and is a predicted model, not a curated record.
AUGCUGGUGCUAGGGAAGAUCUCUGCGCUGCCGCCCUUUGAGCCGCGGCGCACUUUGGAGGGCCUCCUGGACCCCCGCGAGCUGUGGUCCACCCUCAAGGCAGCUGCGUUCGCGGCACGCGGCUGGCUUGGCACCAAUCCUUGGAAAGCGCUGACGGGUGCCUACACGAGCGGGACCCUCACGAAGCUGGACGUGCGCGCCUGGUCCAAGAUCCUCGCUGCAAACCUUGAGCCCGUCGCAGAUGUGUACCCGGGGCGGUGGCGGCGGAGCGCGCUGUCGCCAAUCCAGUGGUUCACAUUCAUGCUCAACCCCCCAGAUGAGGCCACGAUCCGCCUCAUGUUUGCUGAGGGGCAGGCUGACGGCGAAGCAGAUAUGCCGGCGUAG